This is a messenger RNA of Marchantia polymorpha subsp. ruderalis, 3652 nucleotides long. The record is from the annotation of a GenBank genome assembly. NCBI's taxonomy places the organism in Eukaryota, Viridiplantae, Streptophyta, Marchantiopsida, Marchantiales, Marchantiaceae.
CUAAAUCGGGCGCCUCGUCGCCGACGCCUUCAACACCGUCCCAACGUGAGGAGCGCGUUGGCGCGUGCGCGGCGUCGAGCUCGUCUCAUCUCAAUGCCGUCUCUUCCUUCAGGUCAAAUCCAAAGCUGGACAAGGAUUUGAAUUCUCGAACGCGGCUGACGUGAAAGCGAUGCUCGCGCCGGCGGGAGGGAGGUUUGGCUCGAGGUCGCCGGCAAAGGUAAGAACGUGAAUCAAAACUUGCCAGGGUGUCUCGGAACUCUCCGUCGGGACUCACGAGGAAGGGAGGCAGGGAGGGACGAUCCCUAACGAAGCAAGGCCGUGGCCCACGGUGUUUUGUCGCACUCCUCUGGAGGCUGUAUUAUGAAUCAUCCGGGUCGAAAUUAUCAGGAGACCAUUGUUGGGAUUUUGUAUGGAUUUGGAUUCAUCGUCGACUUGGCUUUGUUUUCGGCUGGGUGAUUGAAUGUUGGCGUUCGCCUUGGAUUUUCUUCGACGUGACUGAAGAGAACCAGCGCCACGAGGAAGAUUCAGGCGUUUUAGGAAAAUGGCGAUGAGAUCGCGGCUACGACGGGGUUUCGCCUCUGGCUUGUUGGGGAGCAAUGUCGAUGGGUCCCGAGGCGACGGUUUAGAAUGUUGAGCUCGUAAGUGGAGCUGGUCACCAGGAGCAGGAAAUUGGUGAGAUUUUGUUCCCUUCCGAGGCGGGAUGGGUUUUGCAGUGUUGGCCCGUCCGGCGUUGUUCUUGCAGUUGGACACUGCAAAGAGUGGUUUAUCGGAUGGGAGAUGGGAUGGCGCAGGAGGAGGAGAGUCCGUGACUUCCAAUUCUGUGAAAUUCUCGAACAAGAAGCAGAAGCAGGGUUACACAACGUCGGUGAAGAGAUAUGUAGCCGAGAAAGCUGCAUUGAAAUGGUUCAGCAGGCUAAAUAACGGUGGGAGAAUCGUGCAUUGUCCCUCGUCACCUCUGAGGUCUCCGAAUGAUGAUGUACACGAUUGCCAGCAAAUUGGGUCUGUCUCUGAAAAGACGAAACCUGCCAUUUUCUUCAAAGCAGCUCAAAAGCUUGGAAGUCUCGGUCGGAGGAAAACGGCGGGAGGCUCUGAAAAAACAUCUGCUCUUGGGAAAACAUCAAUAAGGCGCACAAAAUCAUUUUCUAGUGUGGGUAGAGUUGCAAAUUACAGUCAAGUGGUCACUGCGUCCAACUCUGAAGAUGAAUGCUUUCUUAGGGGACCUGCCAACAAAAGACCAGUAAAUCAACCUUCAAAUGGUACGGGAAAAGCGUGGAAGAUGCUGGGAGGCGCAGUGGUCGCCGCCGGGACUGUGGCCACGGCUGGCGCAGCUUUGAGGGGAUUUGAGAGUGGCAGCGCCCUAGCUUCCAGUGGUGAUGGGGGUUUUGGGCAAUCAGGAACAGGUCACGGAGGCGGAGGUGGGGGCGAUUGGAAUGGGGGUGGGGGUGAGAAUGGGGGAUUUGAUGCAGGGGGCGGUGAAGGUUUUAUAGCAGAUUCCAUUUAUGACUCAAACAAAGAACAUGAUUCUUUUUCACCCAAGUCAAUCAGUUUAGUCAGGAAAAAUGUUGUUGCAACGAGGCCAUCAUUAGCUUCUCUCAGUUCUGCUGCUGGGGACUUCAUCGAUGGAGAGGCUCCACUCGGAGGAGAUUACACAUCCACCAUUUAUUCAACUACAGAUUCCUAUCCUGUGGCUGACCAGUCAAAGAUCAAGAGUCAUUACUCCCCUGCCACUGUUCCUCAAGAUCAUCAGAAAUAUGGCGACCGUUCUAAUUUUGAUCACGACGAGGACCUAUUCUUCGGAUCUGAGGUAGAAGAACGUCCUCUCGGUGGAGUUCCACAAGAUCUUCGGAGAAAAGAUGACGGGUUUCAAACAAGGAGCAGACCCUCUAAUCUUGAUCCCUCUAGUGGUAAGCCACCAUCUCCGAACCAGACGUUAAGAGGAAAUUAUAAUGCAUACGAGGAUCAACAUCGUGUUCCUUUUCAAUACCAUGCCUCUUCUGAUCGUCAAUCACAUCCAAUUCCUGAAGAUUUUACGUCCUUCGGACCGGAUACAAGGACUACGCUUACUUCUGAACCUCGUGGAAUUGGUCAGGAGAGAAGCGACGGGACUGAUUUUUCUAGUUGGGUCUCUGGGCUCUUCGAUACAAUUUUGGGAAAGAGAUCAGGUGGACAGGGUGGUGGAGCUGAAGGCAAACCCCUUGACGAUGAUGAAAAGAAGGGACUCGUAGCUGAAACAGCCGCCUUGGCUUUGAAACUGCUCUCUGAAAAAGGGGAUGAUUUUGCGAAGAAAUUUGAGACAAAUGCGUUGAGAAGGUUGCAGAGGGAGACAUUUUCGGAUCUUUUGAAAGUUCGAGAAAGGCUCGACAAACUAGAGCAUAAAACUGGUCUCCGCGGAAGGACACAUGGGGAUGCCUUGACAAGUGCCAGGACCAAUUUGAGAGGCGAAGUUAAUGCAGGAGGCGCAUUCGUUAUUGUUGAAGACAGCAGCAGUGCUCACUCUCGUGCCUCACUUCAGUACGCGGGAUUGAAGACUGGGUUAGAUGUCCGGUUCACGUUCACAACGCCGAUGAGAGAGGGUGAUAUGCUGACCACUCAGUGUGGUGUAGGACAAGGUUCGGGAAUGAGUGAUGACCACAGCUUCGGAGGACCAUUAAUUCUGCAGAAAAUAAACUAUUUGGCACAAAUUAAUGACUCGCUAUCAGUGUCCAUCGCUCCUCUUGGAGCGAGGGCAAGCGACAUGUCGGACACGGUCAAUCACUUACAGGGACAAGCUUUGACAACAUUUGCAGGGACGGGACCUGCUCUUUACCAGAACUGCAAGGGUUCUGCUAUCGGAGCGAGUCUUAGGAGCAGUAGUGUGCUGCUAUCCAUGUCACAAUUUUUGUCAGGAUGGGGAAGUACUGCCCCUGAAAUGGCCCCCGAACCUUUAUGCCUCAGCACACUUGCUCAAUUCAUGGUCCAGCCGUGUGACCACUUGGUUCUCUCAUUGUCAGCUGUGAAUAAUGUAUGGCCAAGUCCUCCUUCUCCUACGUUCAGUGGUUUCCACUGGAGUGAGAUGGGACCCCUGGUUCUGUGCAAAACGGUAACUCGACCAACUGGCGCCUUCAUUUUUAACCCAAUGCGUCCAUCGGCCGGUAAUUCAAUAAUUUUGCAGGGAAAUGCUCCUACCGAGAGUUGGAGUGCACACGAAAUUAGAGGAAGUAGGGGGAUCGCAAUGCAGUCGGUUGCUUUGGCUGGAGAAGUUGAUCUUGGUCACAAAGUUAGUGUCGGUGGCUGGGCUCAAGUGGAACGUGGAGAUUGGUUGCAAGAGUUGGAAAAGAAAGAGUUCCAGUGGAAUGUCAGCAUUGCGAAGUGCACCGGACAAAAUGUAAACUGGGGUUUGAGCAUAGGACGGAGAAAGCGUGAGGAUUGGCAUGAAGACGGACUCUCACCUGUCAUCAGUGAUGGACCUUAUGAACCCUCCACUUCACAGAUGCAGAUGGAAGCUUUUGUAAGGAUGGGAUGCGGAAAAGGUUUCAACUUGCAAUCUGGAAUAGUUUACAUUGUAGACAAACAUUCGCAAACCCCUGCCUUGAUGCUGAGAUCGUCUUGGACCAUGUAACGAGUCUGACAUACGGUUUAUUCUGUAAAUUCAACAGUUCCCCCUGUUUACUUC